This is a messenger RNA of Chroicocephalus ridibundus (black-headed gull), 4215 nucleotides long. RefSeq names its product spondin 2 (gene SPON2). The coding region runs from base 16 to 1200 and encodes 394 amino acids. The transcript has 8 exons. NCBI's taxonomy places the organism in Eukaryota, Metazoa, Chordata, Aves, Charadriiformes, Laridae. The record is from RefSeq and is a predicted model, not a curated record.
CAUCCAAUACUGGGAAUGCUUUAUUCUCUUAUAUUUCCUCCUGUGAAUCUUGGUAAAGCCUGCAGGAACUGUAAGACUGUUCUCUUAUUGACACGAAACACCAGAAGUUGCACGCUUCUGCAAAUAAAAUUAAACAGAAGACCAACUCAGCUGCCAGCAAAAGCAGGUGCUCUCCCCCUACCAGUGCUCCAGAGGAAAUAUUUAGGAAUGGAAAACCUGAUGGUCGUCUACUGCUCCUGUAAAGUUAUCUGGACAUUACUUGUAACAAUACUAGGUUAUGCCAGCACCUUGCCUGUGGGUGAUGAUUCUAUUUGCACAGCAGAGGAACUUGCUAAAUACAGCAUAAUCUUCACCGGGAAAUGGAGUCAGACUGCUUUUCCUAAGCAGUAUCCACUUUAUAGGCCCCCAGCACAGUGGUCAUCAAUGCUAGGUGUUACUCAUAGUUCUGACUACAGCAUGUGGAAAAAAAAUGAAUAUGCCAGCAAUGGUGUACGUGAUUUUGCUGAAAAGGGUGAAGCAUGGGUAUUAAUGAAAGAAAUAGAAGAAGCUGGAGAGAAAAUUCAGAGUGUACAUGGAAUCUUCUCUGCUCCUGCCAUUUCCAGUGGUACAGGACAAACCUCCACUGAAUUAGAAGUGCAUUCAAGACAUCCCUUAGUUUCAUUUGUUGUACGAAUUGUUCCAAGCCCUGACUGGUUUGUGGGUAUUGACAGCCUAAAUCUCUGUGAAGGAGACCGCUGGAUGGAAGAAGUAUCAAUAGAUCUAUUUCCAUAUGAUGCCGGAACUGAUAGUGGUUUCACAUUUUCCUCCCCAAACUUUGCCACUAUUCCACAGGACACAGUUACAGAGAUCACUUGUUCCUCUCCAAGUCACCCAGCAAACUCAUUUUAUUAUCCCAAACUCAAAAUUUUGCCACCUAUCGCUCAAGUAACGAUGGUGAAAUUAAAGAAAAACCAGCUGGGUCUUCCUGCACCUUAUCUUAAUCUUCCAGCUAAAAGCAAUGAAAUAAUAGACUCUGUCUCAGAAACACCACUGGACUGUGAGGUUUCACAAUGGUCUUCCUGGGGUCUCUGUAGAGGUCUUUGCAGAAAAACAGGGACCAAGAUCAGAACUCGUUUUGUACUUCUUCAGCCUGCCAAUAAUGGAAUGCCUUGUCCAAAUCUGGAUGAAGAAACAGGCUGUGAACCAGAGAAUUGUGUCUGAAAUAAAGAAAGGAUAAUAAUUUAGAUAAUUUAAAAGUAGGAUAAGUUUGACUAAAUCUAAACUACAUAUGAGUCAAUGUUCCUUAUAAUUUGGGUAUGCUGCAUUAUUGUGCUGAAAAGGUAUAUUAUACUGGUUUUGAAAGUUGUUUUUUAAUAUCAAGAUUUUGGGGGCGAUUAAAUUCCUAAGGUUUAGUGUGACAACAGUGUUUGAUUAUUUACAGACCAAAAAACCCCAAAUAAAUCCUUGCUAUAAAUAUACUGUAAGUUCUUGGAGUACCCUCUAGUGGUAGAAAAUAUGACAUUUGGAAAGUUUAUACUUCAUGCAUGUAAAAAUCUUUCAAUCGCAAAAUCUAAACUAGUAGCGUUCUUAAAUAAUGUAAUUUGUUGAUCUACAGCUAUUUAUACCUAGACAUUAAUUUUUUCUCUAAAUUAUGUUUUUAUAAUUUAUUGGCAUUUUUGUUGUCUUUCUAAACUUGUUUAAGAUGCAUUUCUUCAGAAACUGCUUACAUAAAUCAGAGUGACCAGAUGUUUGCAGUGUGGUUAAAAAAAUAAUAUAACUGAGUAAACUUUUCCUGAGACUUAUGAAUACAUGAAAAUGUCUUUCUUUUUCUCUUUUUCUCAGAAGUGAGAAUAAUAUAUGUCAUGAGGACACUUGGCCAACAGAAUUACUAGAAAAAAUCAGAAGUGUGGAUGCUAGUAGAAAACCUCUGAACUUAAUUAAAAAUGUUAGCUGAGAUUUAAAAACUUACUGACUGCUGGUGUGUGUCCCUCAUGAGACAACUAUCUCAAAAUUAACACUGUUGACCAUAACAUAAAUUAUAUCAUUGUCUUUAUACAGGCAGUAAAUGUGUCUGUGUUUGUUUAAAUGUGUUUGCUGCUAUUUGUGUCAUUGUAAACUUUUUACAGAGAAAACUGACCAAUGUUUUAAUAUUAUACAAAACUGAGGUAUACACAGAUAUAACAAAACACAGUAUGUCAGAAAUUGUUGCUGACUGCAAGUUUUAAUGCUCAAAUAACUUAUUUCAUAAGUAUAACAAAAAACAAAAUUUGUAUAACAAAAAUAAGUAUAACAAUAACAAAAAAUUAUAAAAUGAGUGUAACGUGGUUUAUAAAGACUUGCGGCUAUCUACUAGGAAAAGGAUUUUGGAAUAACACUGUUCAAUAGAACAUGUUUACAGUCAGCCCACAAAAUUUUUACCGCACACUGCAAUUUUACAAAUAUUCAGCACAGAUAUUGAACAGGAGAUGUUGGUGUUGAGUAGGUUCUUUUUGGAAUAUGCCAAAUAACAGAAAAUUUAUUAUGUACUUAAAGGAGCACACUGUAUUCUUGUAGCGUUGAAACAUUUAAAAUGUUCUCUAUAUUUUUUUUCCAGGAGAUAAAUCUUUCAAAGACCCAAGGAUAUUUGAAAUUUUAUCAGGCUAGACUAAGUUGGUCCUGCAAAUGCUGAUAAACACACAGUUAGAGCUAAGUAUAGGAAUUUCUACUCCUUGCACUCUUCAGAUUCCCACUGUUGCCCAUUUUUUAAAAUUGUUUCACUUACUCUUUUUAUUACACCUGUUUUUUUCAGGUUCCACUGUUUCCAUUCUAUAAUGGAAAUACUGUUAUUACACUACCAUUUUCAUCUUUUGUGUUUAGUUAAUUUCUCCACCUUUUCAGGUUUUUUUCCUUUAUUUUUUUAUAUUAAUUUUUAGUCAUUCUGUAUUUUCUUUUCUGCUAAACUUAUUUAGAAACAUAGAACAGUUUGGGUUGGAAGAGACCUUUAAAGGUCAUCUAGUCCAGCCUCCCCUACAAAGAGGAGGGACAUCUUCAACUAGAUCAGGUUGCUCAGAGUCAAUUCCAACCUGACCUUGAAUGUUUCCAAGGAUGGGGCAUCUACCACCUCUCUGGGCAACAUGAUCCACAGCGUUUCACUACCCUCAUUGUCAAAAAUGUCUUCCUUAUAUCUACCCUCUUUUAGUUUAAAGCCAUUACCCCUUAUCCUAUCACAACAGGCCCUGUUAAAAUGUUUGUCCCCAUCUUUCCUGUAGGCCCCCUUUAAGUACUGAAAGGCCGCAGUAAGGUCUCCCUGGAGCCUUCUCUUCUCCAGGCUGAACAGCACCAACUCUCUCAGCCUGUCCUCAUAGGAGAGGUGCUCCAUCCCUCUCGUCACUUUUGCGGCCCUCCUCUGGACCUGAGUAUAUAUACUAUAUAGUUAUACGGUUAUCACCAUCAUAGAAACCUAGGCAUCUAUUGAAGUAUGUAUUUAAAUAUUCUCUGAGGACAGGAACUAAUUUCAAAUUGAUUGAUCAACUGGUGACAGUCUAAACUCAAUAAAGGUCAAGGGCAGAAAACAGAUGCAAGUUAAAAUUAUGACUUAGGGAAAAUAAACCCACAAAUCAUAAGAUAUCCUUGGAGGAACCUUCCUGGAAAUUCUCUAAACACUACAGUUUUGCUCCUUCAAAUGUCCAGAACAACUAAAGGGCUAGGUCCAGUAGAAAGGCAUCUGCCUCUGUGAUUGUAUACAUGACUCAAAUCUAGGGUUUCAGUCCUACAAGAUGUGAUUUGGUAGUGGAGCAGUCUCAGUGUUUACUCAAACUCCUGAAGUGAAAAGUUUCCUAAUGGACACUGAAGGACAAGGGAUGAGAGGGAGAGGUGGAGGAGAAGGCGAAGUGAAUAUGUAUAAAGGCAACACACUACAGGAAACUCCAGUUAUUGAUAAAUAAUUUUACUAUUUUAGAGUGCUACCAUGCAUGAAUAUUCACUGCAGGUUCCUUCAAGCAGAAGUUUCCUAUCUAGUUAGUUAUUUGGAUAUGGGUUUUUUUCUAAGUGACUUCAGGAGACCUUGGUAAAUAUGGCACACUUUAAGGAUGCCUUUGUGGCAGUAUAAUGUUUGGCCAUAAAUAUAGUUCCAGGUAUUCCUUUUGCAAACACCAUGGAUAGAGACAUUUUUUGGCAAGAGUGUGGAUACAGUGAGUUCUACUGAAGCACAUUGUAAUGAUGGAGCAUAUUUCUCAUAACGUAUCUUUAUUAAACCGA